Lucilia cuprina (Australian sheep blowfly) is the source of this 1393-nucleotide messenger RNA. RefSeq names its product 4-hydroxyphenylpyruvate dioxygenase. The coding region runs from base 143 to 1285 and encodes 380 amino acids. Gene Ontology annotation, biological process: L-tyrosine catabolic process. NCBI's taxonomy places the organism in Eukaryota, Metazoa, Arthropoda, Insecta, Diptera, Calliphoridae. The transcript is spliced from 4 exons. Gene Ontology annotation, cellular component: Golgi membrane; endoplasmic reticulum membrane. Gene Ontology annotation, molecular function: 4-hydroxyphenylpyruvate dioxygenase activity. The record is from RefSeq and is a predicted model, not a curated record.
ACGCUUAUCAUUCAACUUUAAAUAGUCUUAGCGAAGAAACUAAACUUAAGAAGUGGAAUCGAUUUUAAUUAAAAUCAAAAAUUUCUAAUUUUUUUCGAUAAAAUAUUAAGCAACUAAAAAAACAGUAUAGUGUAAAGUGAUAAUGACCACAUAUACCGAUAAAGGAGCCAAACCAGAAGCCGGUAGAUUUCUUUCGUUCGACCAUUUAACCUUUUACGUUGGCAAUGCCAAACAGGCUGCUAGUUUCUAUACCACCCGCAUGGGUUUUACACCCUUGGGUUAUCAAGGUUUAGAAACCGGCAAUAGAAAAUAUGCCAAACAUGCUGUUAAACAAAAUAAAAUUGUAUUUGUUUUCGUCUCCGCCUAUACCACCGAUGAUGAGGAACAUGGUCAUCAUGUAAUGAAGCACGGUGAUGGUGUUAAGGAUGUAGCCUUUGAGGUCGAAGAUAUUGAAGCUAUCUUUAAGUUUGCCAAAGAAAAGGGUGCUGAGGUUGUAAGAGAAUUGUGGGAGGAAACCGAUGAAUAUGGUACCGUUAAAUUUGCUACCAUUAAAACAUACGGUGAUACCACUCACACCUUUGUGGAUCGCAGCAAAUACCGUGGUGUUUUCUUGCCCGGUUUCAAAUCCCUGCCCAAAGAUGUUUUAUUGGAAAAUUUACCCGCCGCUAAAUUAGACUUCAUUGAUCAUGUGGUCGGCAAUCAGCCCGAUUUGCAAAUGGAAAGUGUAGCCGCUUGGUAUGAACGCAUUUUGCAAUUCCAUCGUUUCUGGUCUGUAGAUGAUUCACAAAUUCAUACCGAAUACUCAGCUUUGAGAUCCAUUGUCAUGGCCAAUUACGAAGAGACUGUUAAGAUGCCCAUUAAUGAACCAGCUAAGGGCAAAAAGAAAUCACAAAUCCAAGAAUAUGUAGAAUACUAUGGUGGUGCUGGUGUCCAACAUAUUGCUUUAAAUACCAGUGAUAUUAUCACCGCCAUUAGAAACUUAAAAGCCAGAGGCAUGGAAUUUUUAACCAUACCCGAUUCUUAUUAUGAAAUUUUAACUGAAAAUCUUAAACACAGUCGUACUAAGAUUAAGGAAGACAUGAAAAUACUUAAGGAAUUGAACAUUUUAAUCGAUUACGAUGAAAAUGGUUAUCUGUUGCAAAUUUUCACCAAAAAUAUGCAAGAUCGUCCCACAUUGUUUUUGGAAGUUAUACAACGUCAUAAUCACAAUGGUUUUGGUGCAGGCAACUUUAAAUCUUUAUUCACCGCCAUUGAAAUUGAACAAGACAAACGUGGCAAUUUGUAAAUAACAUUUUAAACAUUUACUUUUUCUUUUUAUUUCUGUUUACCGGCACAAAGGCCUUGAUAAAUGCUAUUUUAAUAUAAAAUAAAUAUAGUUUUAAUUAAUAAUUAA